Hyposmocoma kahamanoa is the source of this 1695-nucleotide messenger RNA. RefSeq names its product glucose-6-phosphate exchanger SLC37A2-like (gene MFS16). Gene Ontology annotation, biological process: transmembrane transport. The annotation marks the transcript as partial. The record is from RefSeq and is a predicted model, not a curated record. The transcript is spliced from 9 exons. Lineage: Eukaryota; Metazoa; Arthropoda; Insecta; Lepidoptera; Cosmopterigidae. Gene Ontology annotation, molecular function: transmembrane transporter activity.
GUAUGGCUGCUGCUUCCACCAGAGCCCAGAGUAUUGGGCCUCGUUCUGCCCGAGCAACAGCACGAGCGUCGUGACUCGAACAGAUCUGGAGACGCGUCUGAUGAGGACCCUGCGGAAGUUAUCGUCGGUGAUCAGGCUGCUAGCUGGAGACACAAUCGUCAUUCUACAAACAUUCAACAAGACGACGCAAAUGAAACAACGUCGCUGCUAUCUCGACGCAGUUCCACUUCAAGUUCAACGCAUAAAGGUCCUGCUGUCUCGCUUUCCCGCGCGCUCGCCAUCCCCGGCGUCAUCGAGUUCUCUCUCUCGCUCUUCUUUGCUAAGCUCGUCAGCUAUACGUUUCUUUAUUGGCUGCCCAUGUACAUUAAUACAUCCACCCACCUAACUCCAAAAGAGUCGAGUACUUUGAGCACAGUAUUUGACGUGGGCGGCAUCGCGGGCGCCAUCCUGGCGGGGCUCGUGGCCGACUGUACCGGAUGUCCAGCACUUGUUUGUGGAGUUUUUUACAUAGUGUGUGCACCGAUGCUAUUCGUAUACGAGCGAUGGGGCGCGUCAUCCUAUGGCGUGAACGUCAUUCUGCUGAUCGUGAAUGGAGCGUUAGUGAACGGGCCGUAUGCGCUUAUUACAACUGCCGUGGCUGCUGAGCUCGGCACGCACAGUACACUUGUCGGCAACUCACAAGCGUUAGCCACGGUCACCGCCAUCAUCGACGGCACCGGAUCUAUUGGCGCAGCAGUAGGCCCCAUGAUGGCUGGGGUGGUCUCUUCAACCGGGUCGUGGACGCAUGUUUUUUAUUUGUUAAUAUCUUGUACUUUCUUCGCGCUACUACUACUACUCAGGAUAAUGAAAACGGAAGUAAUAAAACUUCGACAAGACAGAAGAGCGGCCUCACCACGCGUAGUAAGAAUAGAAUAAUUAUAAAUAACAAUUGUAAUUUUUGACAUUGCUCGCGAACAUUUCGUGUGUUAUAGAAACAAAUUCUUGAUUUUUCGAUAAGCGUUAUAGAGUGUAUUUAUUAUACAAAAAGUAUUAUUAAAAAAACGUUUUAUAAAGAAGAUGCUUAAUUUAAUCAUUUCGGUUUUCUUUAAUUGAUUUGCCUAUACAUCGAAUUUUUUGAAAUGAAACAAUUUUUUUGGCAUCUAAAUCACGUACAUUUGUUUUUUGAAAUUAAAUAGUAUUUUUUUCAUUUCUAAUUUUAAAAUUAAAUAUUUUGCAAAUUGAAUGUAGGGUAAACUGGAAUGCUCUUAAGUAAAUUAAAAAUUAAUAAUGUUGUAACUAUCCUUCAGAAUAAGAUGGUUUGCAUUAAUAUGAAACGUAACUGGUUGAUGACUAUACCAUCUCAGACAGCCUGUAAAGGGAUCGAAACGUUGGUAUGCUUGAAUAAGAAAUAUACGCGAUUCAGAUCCGAGAAAAGAAUUUCAUUUCAAAUUAGCCUAUAUUUUCAAUUAUGGAAUGUAAUGCCAUCUGGCGAUGUUGUAAAGAAACUUUGUGCUGGCCCCGCUUUGCGGCCCCCUGCCAAUAAGAGAGAGUUCCACCAUGGCGCUUUCAAUUUCGUUCAUAUUCUUUAUUUUACUAAAUGCUUAGUAAUAUAAUAUAUGACUUUGUUACUAUACUUCUAUAGGUACGAUGUUUACAAACUCAAUAAACUUUUAAUUAAUGAGGCUAGUUAAUUUUGUCUGUUAAGUUCGUCACAUA